Messenger RNA from Cyclopterus lumpus (lumpfish), 3914 nucleotides. It is a transcript of the gene meak7, whose product is annotated as MTOR associated protein, eak-7 homolog. The coding region runs from base 649 to 2034 and encodes 461 amino acids. Gene Ontology annotation, biological process: TOR signaling. NCBI's taxonomy places the organism in Eukaryota, Metazoa, Chordata, Actinopteri, Perciformes, Cyclopteridae. The record is from RefSeq and is a predicted model, not a curated record. The transcript has 10 exons.
UGGAGCUGUAGAGUUGGAGACUCUGAAAGAACAAGUAGCCAGCAAAGCUACUUCUACAGAUACGGAUCAACAUGGUUAUCAUACCUACAGUAGGAAGUGGGCAGGAGGUCAUCACGUUGGUGACUCAGCACAGAUACGACUGCUCACCAAACCUGGAGGGUUACUUUAGGGACAAUAUCGUCAGACAUGACCCACUUAUUAACUUCGGAGCUUGUUUGUUGAGUAAAUGCACUCCAGAAGACUCAGACAUGCUUUUCUAGCUUUAUAUUUCAUCUUAUGCUGCACACUCGCUGAUUCAACAUUGGUAUCCUGUUUACGGCAGUCUGUUUUCUGGUGGCAGAUGGCUGCAAGUCACCUUCACAUUCAGCCGUGCCGACGUGGGUGCUUCCACGGUCCUACAAGACCUCAUUACAAUGCAACACACCCAGCCCAGUGCACUCACAUAGUAAAUCUCAUGCCCUUAAAAGGCGCUUUUCAACUGCCUUGUGUUUCUGCGAAGGGCUGUGUGUCUUCGGCUGCUCCUGUGCAGACUCUACCGGUGAAAGAUGGGACUGCAGUUCCUGUACAUUAUCAGGUUUUUGUGUGGCCUUCCUUACAGUAAACCACACUUCCCUAGAGUUUGAUUCAUGCCUUAAGAAAAAUGGCGCCAUGGGUAACACGGAGAGCGCGGUGGUGCAGAAGCGGCUGGCCCGCUUCCGCCCCGAGGAGCGGCCUGUGGUCGAGGGGGUCUUCGACAGGCUACUGGGCGGCGCCGGGGCCCCUUCAGGACCCCCCGGGAGAACCCUAACUCUUGAGAUGCUGCAGGCCUCAAUGGGCAGCCUGGCACCGGACUCCAUGGUGAGGAGGAUCCACCGGUGCAUGUGUGGCAUCGACCCUGAACCGGCAGCUCCUGGGAAAACCAGCACCUCUGCGGCCUCCGGAGUCGGUCGAGAGCAAUUGGUCAUCUUCCUAGCAGACUCCCUGCGGGGCACCGCAGAGGAGCGGGCCCCUCUCGUCAUGGCCAUGUCCCGGGGGGGAGACGAGGCCGCGGUGGCUGUCACGAGGGAGCAGCUGGCAGAGUUCCUCCAGGACCUGAUUUCUGCUGUAGUUCAGAUUCUGGUCCACAGAGAGCGCCUGCAGGCCUGGCAGCCAGAGAAAAUGGGUGACAGCUCCCUGGGUGUCAAACUCCUGGCAGAGCAGAUGUGUUCUGAACUCCAACCCUCAGAUCAAGGAAGUUACGAUGUUUCCUGUCUGGAGGACUGGAUCUUCAGGGUCUCCCAGGUAUCGUUGUACCUGGAGAUGCUGGUAGCUGAGGGCCUCAAUGUGUCCCUGAGCGGCCGGCCGGCCCCCACCCUGCUGCCCCCCUGCAGGGAGACGCCCUGGAAGGGUCUGAGGUGUCUGCUGCUGGACAUUCCCACGCUCAUGUUUCUGGCACCACAGUUGCCGGACAGCUACAGCGCCCCCUGGAGACUUGUGUUUUCCACGCAGCUACACGGGGAGAGCUUCACCCGGAUGCUGGGCGGCCUGACGAAGUGUGGCCCCACGCUGCUGCUCAUCAAGGACACAACGGGCCACGUUUUUGGGGGCUUCGCCUCCCACGCCUGGGAGCUCAAACCUCAGUUCCAGGGUGACUCCAGAUGCUUCCUGUUCUCCGUGUUCCCCAGACUGAGAGUUUAUACAGCAACAGGAUACAACCAGCACUUCAUGUACCUCAACCAGCACCAGCAGACGAUGCCCAACGGACUGGGCAUGGGCGGUCAGCACGGCUACUUCGGCCUGUGGCUGGACAGUGACUUUGGUCGCGGUCAUAGCCGUGCACGGCCCAAGUGCACCACCUACGGCAGCCCUCAUCUCUCUGGAGAAGAGGACUUCACCCUGGACUCAGUGGAGGUGUGGGCGGUCGGAAAACCCCCCGAACCAGAGGAGGGCGAGGAGGGGGCGGGCAAGAAGAGCAUCCUGGAUGCGGAUCCAGAGGUCCAGGCCAUGCUGGAGAUGGCGGGGAAGACUCUACACAGUCAGGGCCUCAGGGAGCCACAGGAAGACCAGGAGCAGUGAGGGACAACGGGGAGAUGGACCAAAAACAAUCUGAUUGGUUCUGUUGGGAGUUCACCGUCUGUCUUUUAAGACAUGUCUUCUGCCAACGAUAUAGUUGAUUUCAGAUUUCCCUGCCUUUCAUUCAGCUUGGACCCUUCAACCCACAAGCUUCUGCUUCCUUUGAUACGGAAGCCCUGAGAAGAAGUACGGGGAAAACAUCUGGUGACUGAUCUAAAUGGUUUUAGACCUGUGUUUACAACUUUUCUAUCUGCAAUAAUAGUUUGUGCAGGUGGAUUUAAUUGUUGUAUUACUCCUUUUGGCCACCAGAGGCUGAGAUGCACCACUACCCCAUGUUCUAAAGAGCAGUAAAAGCAGUUUUAAUUUACAUAUCACACAAUAUACCUGUGUUUAGAUUUGCACAUGUGUGUAUAUAUAUAUAUAUAUAUAUAUAUAUCUAUCUAUCUCCCCACCUUUUAACUUAUCCUGACAACACAUGUUUCCGUUCUAAAGACAAACACAGGAGAGAAAACAAUUUAGAUCAGAAAAUGGUUACCUCAAUUAUCUUUGCUUUAUAUAGCGCUUCUCUAGACACUCCAAGACGCUUUACAUAGGGCAUAGACCAACGGAACAAAACUAAAUAGAAAGACAAGGAGCAAAGAAAAAACUGGAGAAGCUAUGCAUAUAUAAUUACACACGAUAUUAAUGUCAUUCUCACGUUCACAACAAACAAGGUCUUAAGUGGUCUUUAAAGUCCAAUCCACCCCCUUCACACACAACCGAAAGCUACCAGAAUAUUCACGAGAUACUGCAGAACAAUCUAUCAGGUCAGAGGCAGUAGAACACGUGUUUUCCCCCAAUGCAUCAACAUCAUCUUUGUUCAAACAGCUGACUGAAGUAUUAAGUAAGUUAAGUAAGUGAGCACAAAAUAAAUAACACCCUUUAAAAGUUGUUUAUAGCAGUAGAAUGGAAUUAUCCUGAAGGUCUUGGUUUAAAGGAUUGAAGGAUCUCCAUUUGUUUUUAUUGUGAAUUGCUAUGUGACCGAUUAUUUUAUUGCUGUACAGUAUUAAAUGACCUUUUAGGUUUAAGAGACACAGGCCUGUUAGUCAGUUUCUAUCCAGCUGGUUUACCGGAGCCAUGAUACGUAUAUGUGACCAGAUCUUUCAUCUGUAACCAGCUGAGAGUUAUUCAGGGGAUACCAGGGAUUCUAAGGACUUCCUCCCUACUUCUCAAACUGACUGCUGUGGAUACGCUUCUUGAAUACAAGACAAAAGUACCUCUGGAUUGUUUUGUGUUGAAUUUUAAUUUCUUUAGCAUCUGUUUGUGUUCAAGGUCUAUUGCUUGUCCACCGACAUCAUGACCCAGACAUUAAAUGGAAGGUUGGUCUGAUAAAGCGUCGUGUCUUGUUGUGUGUGUGUGGCAAAUCUACCACAUGAAACAAAGGGUACGACAGUUUGAAUACACAUUCCUGUCAAAUGUAGCAUGAUGAAUAGACUUAUAUUGGUCAAGUGGGUGCAAAACUGGAUUUUAUUGUCUUAUUGUAUCCGGUACAACAGAGACUGAGGAACUGCAUCCAAAUCAUCAGGCGUGUGUUUAAAUCAAAGUCAAUCUUUUAAAGCGAGGCUCAGUAAUGCUAUGAAACCAACGGUAGAGUUCAAAGAUUAUUGGAUGCAAAAAUGCAGCCCAGUAUUGCUCUCUUCCAUUAACAGUCACUAGCAGCAUUAGCUCGUAGCUGAACGUAUGGAGAAAGUGGCCAAGUCGACAACACUGACCCAUUCAGGCCUCCCUCUAAAGCCACAUAUCAUAAUCAAUGUAAACGCAUCAUAAUGACUUAAUCGCAUCAUAAGGCCCCAAAGUGCACCAUAAGGACUUAGACGCAUCAUAUUGAACGCAAUCUCUUUCCA